Molecule: messenger RNA, 747 nt
Organism: Cololabis saira (Pacific saury)
Lineage: Eukaryota; Metazoa; Chordata; Actinopteri; Beloniformes; Belonidae
Gene: hint3
Product: histidine triad nucleotide binding protein 3
Exons: 5
Coding region: 24-539 (171 amino acids)
Molecular function (GO): catalytic activity
Source: RefSeq, a predicted model, not a curated record
GUCUGUAUUUUGACAGGUUCGCAAUGGCCGAUGCUCAUCCUGAUCAACGAGCUGAUCAACAACCCGCCCAGGGUGACACCAGCCAAACCAGCGGCCAGCCAGCGGCGGGAUAUGACAAGAAGUGUAUUUUCUGCAAGAUUGUGAACAAAGAAAUGGGCACAGAGCUCCUGCACAACGAUGAAGAGCUGUCGUGUUUCAGAGAUAUUCAUCCUGGAGCUCCACAUCAUUAUCUGGUGAUCCCAAGUUCACAUGUUGGGAAUUGCAAGUCCCUCAGCAGAGAACACGUGCCUCUAGUGAAGCGGAUGGUGGACGUGGGGAAGGAGGUCCUGCAGAAACACAACGUAGCAGAUCUCACUGAUGUCAGGUUUGGUUUCCACUGGCCCCCAUUCUGUUCUGUGGCACAUCUGCACCUUCAUGUCCUCGCUCCUGUCAGUCAAAUGGGCUUCAUGUCUCGCAUCUUCUACAGACUAAACUCCUACUGGUUUAUAACAGCAGAUCAACUGAUUGAGCAUCUCAACUCUAAAGAAGGCACAAAGUGAUGACUUGGACCAGUUUUCACACCAGUCGACUGUAAUGAGAGGAUUUACAACUGACCAUCUCGCAGAUGUAGGAUGUUGGGGAUAUUGUGUAGCUGAUUGGCCACAGCUACAGUUGCUUGAAUCAAUCACUUCCAUCUGAGAACAGAUGGGUUGUUUUUUUUGUUUUGUUUUGCUACAGUAAAAAAAAAAAAAACGUGAGGAGUGAAAA